This is a messenger RNA of Colletotrichum scovillei, 786 nucleotides long. Its product is annotated as TAM domain methyltransferase. Bases 1 to 717 code for a protein of 238 amino acids. The record is from RefSeq and is a predicted model, not a curated record. The transcript is spliced from 4 exons. Lineage: Eukaryota; Fungi; Ascomycota; Sordariomycetes; Glomerellales; Glomerellaceae.
AUGAUUGUCAAGACCAUCGGCAACAAGUUCUUCCUCGCCCCCAUCAAGGCUGAGGUGACGCACCGCAUCCUCGAUGUAGGAACCGGUACCGGAAUCUGUGGGGUGCCGCCGAACGUCAGAUUCGAGAUUGACGAUGUCGAAAGCGCUUGGGUUGUCAACGAGAAAUACGACUUUAUUUUCACGCGAUACAUGGCUGCUUCAAUCGCAGAUUGGCCGAAGCUGGUCCAUAGAGUAUAUGAGAAUCUCGCGCCAAAUGGCUGGGCUGAAUUCCAAGACAUGAGCGUGCUCUACGCGUGCGAUGACGGAACACUGACCGAGAAGCAUGCAAUCAUGACGUGGGACCGCCUUUUCAUCGAAGCUUGCAAAAUGCUGGGGCGUGAAGACUCCCCUGGCCCCAAACUCGAGGGUUGGGUUCGUGAAGCUCCCUUCAAGAAUGUGGUUCACCAACACUUCAAGAUCCCUCUAGGUCCAUGGGCCAAGGACGCGCACAACAAGGAUCUUGGAAUGUGCAAUCUUGCUCAAACUCUGGAGGGCCUCGAUGCAUUCACCUUGAAGCUGUUCAUUGGUGUGCUUGGAUGGACUAGGGAAGAGGUGGUGGUGCUCUUAGCCCAGGUUCGCCAAGAAUUGAAGAGUGGUACUUUCCACGCAUACCUUAACUACCACGUUGUUUACGGACAGAAGAUUGAAGAGGAAGAGGAAGCAGCUGAGGAGGACUAAGCUGAAGCAUCAAUGGUAUUGUCAUGUCGGCAUGAGACACGCGGCAAAGGUAGAUGGAGUGAGGUGGAC